CAGAUUGGAAGUUGAGCUUCAACUCGAGACACGUCAUGUCUCAUCGCGCAGGCAGCGGCUAAUAACUCUAGGCCAACAGUUCGGAAGCUAGAGAGGCCAUUGUUAUAAAGGCCCUCAAAGCCCACUCGUGCACAAGUUGAAGAGUAUAGGCCUUUUCUGUCAACCAUCAUCUGAGCCCAUAGCCAGUCUAAUCAGCACUCAAUCAGGCAGUCUUUCGUGAAGAGUCACCUGCACAAUGCUAUCCAACAAAGAUCAUCUGUAUGUUUCCCUAUAUGCUCGCGGAGGCAGUCCCACAAUACCAGGCAAGGAAGACAUCAUGCUGCUUGUUCAUAUCAUGGUUGGAAAGGUAGCAGAUGGAAAUCACCUAGUUGAUAUUUUGCAGAACACCCCCAUUCAACAGGGCCAAGCAGGUUGGAACUGGCUCAAGGCCAGCAGCAAGGCUCUGGGCACGAACGUCAUCGAGUGGGAAAGGGUGCGGAACGAGGCGAUGAGAUAUUGUCAGCAGAAAAAAGAUCAGCACCGUUUCGAUGGCCAGGGCAAUUUUGAUACGAGCAAGGCUCCAACAUAUGACUUGGUGGAGCGGAGGGAGGUAAUCGGAUAA
Molecule: messenger RNA, 601 nt
Organism: Aspergillus novofumigatus IBT 16806
Lineage: Eukaryota; Fungi; Ascomycota; Eurotiomycetes; Eurotiales; Aspergillaceae
Exons: 3
Coding region: 236-601 (121 amino acids)
Source: RefSeq, a predicted model, not a curated record